GAAUCUUUCCAAUAGAGAGAGAGAGAUUGCAAUAAAAUAGAGGGCAAUGCCAAGACGCACAGAUCAGCGCGGCACGUUCUUGGAUCGCCACCCAUCUCCCUAUUUGAACUCGUUUUCCGAUCCCAACUCUCUCCUCUCACGUUUUGCCAGGUCUACACUUCUGUCUUCAUCAACAUUGCCUCUCUUACUCGCCAAUUAACUCUGUCAAAUAAAUAAAAGUUUUCUCCUGUCCUUUUCCCUCUCUCAGCUUCCCACAAAGAGGACCCUCUUCCCCUCUCUCUUUCUCUCUAUAUAUAAAGGUUGCGCCUUUAGUGGCAUUGCAUGUGACUGCUGUUUACAUGCUGCGGGAGCCCCUUCUUCUUCCACUAUCACAUACUCUUGAUGGCUUUCUUUACGCCCUUUUGAUUGCAAGUUGAAACACCGAUAUUACAAAAUCUGGGGCUUUAUCAAUUUGUUGGCAUUGGCCUUCAUUAUAGUAGAGGAAUCGAAUUUUCUUGUGAGGGAGUGUGAAUUGAGCAAUGACGAGGGGAGCUGUGUUUGUUGCAAUUGCGGCCGCCAUUGGCAACUUCUUGCAAGGAUGGGAUAAUGCUACCAUUGCAGGAUCUGUGCUUUACAUCAAGAGGGAAUUUCAUUUGGAGACACAGCCUACAAUAGAAGGGCUUAUUGUUGCAACCUCCCUGAUUGGGGCAACAGUUAUCACUACAUUUUCCGGACCAGUAGCUGAUUGGCUCGGACGUCGUCCAAUGCUAAUAAUCUCAUCUGUUCUGUAUUUUCUUAGUGGACUGGUAAUGCUGUGGGCUCCCAAUGUGUACAUGCUCCUUUUGGCAAGGCUCUUGGAUGGUUUUGGGAUUGGUCUUGCAGUCACUCUUGUUCCUGUAUACAUAUCCGAGACAGCUCCGCCAGAAAUAAGGGGAUUGCUGAACACUCUCCCUCAAUUUACUGGCUCCGCUGGAAUGUUUUUGUCAUACUGCAUGGUCUUUGGGAUGUCGUUGAAGGCUUCACCCAGUUGGAGGAUGAUGCUCGGGGUUCUUUCUAUUCCUUCAUUGCUCUAUUUCGCGUUGGCAUUGUUUUACUUGCCUGAAUCCCCGAGAUGGCUAGUGAGUAAAGGAAGGAUGAAAGAGGCCAAGAAAGUUCUGCAACAACUACGUGGACGAGAAGAUGUCUCAGGUGAAAUGGCUUUAUUACUCGAGGGUCUAGACGUCGGAGGUGAGACAGCCAUAGAGGAAUAUGUCAUCAGUCCCGAUAAUGAUCUUUCUGGCAACCAAGAUCAUGAAGUGGAGAAAGAUCGUAUCAAAUUAUAUGGGGCUGAAGAGGGCCAAUCGUGGAUCGCCAAACCCGUUGCUGGUCAGAGCACUCUGGGUAUGGUCUCCCGUCAGGGAAGUAUGGCUAACCGGAGUAUGCUUAUGGAUCCGAUGGUCACUCUCUUUGGCAGUGUUCACGAGAAGCUCCCGGAAAUGGGAAUGGGAAGCAUGAGAAGCAUGCUCUUCUCGAAUUUCGGCAGUAUGUUUAACGUAAAUCCCGACAAUCAAGCUAAAAACGAUCAGUGGGAUGAAGAAAAUCUGCAAAGGGAAGAGGAUAAUGCUGGAUCUGAUCAUUCUGGGAAUGAAUCUGACGACAACUUGAGGAGUCCGUUGCUUCGCCAGGAUACAAAUGCUGAGAAGGAGAAUCAUGGAGAGCAACUCGGCAGUGUUGGAAUCGGUGGUGGUUGGCAACUAGCAUACAGGAAAGACGAGCAAAACUCAGGAGGUCUUAAGAGGAUCUACUUACACCAAGAGGGGGGUGCUGCUGCAUCAAGGCGUGGUUCGCUCCUUUCCAUACCAGGAACUGAUGGACCGUCUGACGGCGAAUUGGUUCAUGCUGCUGCCCUAGUGAGCCAUUCUGUUCUCCGUGCAGAUGACGUCACCAGUCAUCAAUCUAUUGGCCUGGCAACGGACAAGAAACCAGAAGCUGCUGCUAAAGGUCCUAGCUGGAGGGAUCUUUUCGAACCAGGCGUCAAACAUGCACUUGUUGUUGGUGUAGGACUUCAAAUUCUUCAGCAGUUUUCUGGCAUUAAUGGAGUUCUCUACUACACACCACAAAUUCUGGAACAAGCCGGCGUGGGAGUUCUUCUUGCAAAUUUGGGCCUCACCUCAGAAUCUGCGUCUCUUCUCAUCAGUGGUCUCACUACAUUGUUGAUGCUUCCUAGCAUUGGUGUUGCAAUGAGACUCAUGGAUAUUGCUGGCAGAAGGUGGCUCCUCCUCUCGACUCUGCCCGUGCUGCUGGUGACGCUGGUCAUGCUGGUUCUUGGCAACGUGCUCGAUCUGGGAUCAGUGCCUCACGCUGUGAUCUCAACCGUCAGUGUGAUCGUCUACUUCUGCUGCUUCGUGAUGGGAUUCGGACCAAUCCCGAACAUCCUAUGCUCGGAGAUCUUCCCCACCCGCGUCCGUGGGCUCUGCAUUGCCAUAUGCGCCCUCACGUUCUGGAUAUGCGACAUCAUCGUCACCUACAGCCUCCCCGUGAUGCUCAACUCCAUCGGCCUUGCUGGCGUCUUCUCCAUCUACGCGGUCGUCUGCAGCAUUGCGUGGGUGUUCGUGUUCCUCAAAGUGCCGGAAACCAAAGGGAUGCCGCUUGAAGUCAUCACGGAGUUCUUUGCAGUGGGUGCCAAGCAAAACGCAGAAAGUGGAAGCAACUGAAAUUGGUUGGUAUGUUUUUGGGUUUUAUUUUUCAUUGUUAUCUGAGAAGCUGAUGAUCACCUCAAAGAAGAUGAUUGUUUAUCAAGAUUGAUCACAGCAGAGAGAAAGUCAGGAAAAGAAAAAAAGAAAUCGCUGCCACAUCUCUUGUGUUUUUCAUUAUAUAUAUGUUCAGUUUCUGCAGCUGUUACAGUGUUUAGAUACAUCUACAAAGAUUUUGGUAUAAAGUUACGUUCGAUGCUUCAUUUCAA
Salvia miltiorrhiza (redroot sage) is the source of this 2920-nucleotide messenger RNA. Its product is annotated as monosaccharide-sensing protein 2-like. Gene Ontology annotation, biological process: transmembrane transport. The transcript is spliced from 6 exons. Gene Ontology annotation, molecular function: myo-inositol:proton symporter activity. Gene Ontology annotation, cellular component: membrane. Bases 519 to 2672 code for a protein of 717 amino acids. Lineage: Eukaryota; Viridiplantae; Streptophyta; Magnoliopsida; Lamiales; Lamiaceae. The record is from RefSeq and is a predicted model, not a curated record.